Molecule: messenger RNA, 4405 nt
Organism: Cololabis saira (Pacific saury)
Lineage: Eukaryota; Metazoa; Chordata; Actinopteri; Beloniformes; Belonidae
Gene: fam131ab
Product: family with sequence similarity 131 member Ab
Exons: 5
Coding region: 420-1526 (368 amino acids)
Source: RefSeq, a predicted model, not a curated record
UGAACCAGAGCUGUCCAUGGUGCUGAACCAGAGCUGAACCGGAGCUGUCCGCGGUGCUGAAUCUUGGGGCACGACCCUGCGCGCAGAGCAGGACCCAAGACAGACUAACAUAAAGAUUAAAAACAAUAAAACAAAAACAACCUGCUUGGAAAUAUUUCCUGUAUGGAUAUAUAAGAAGGAAUAAGUUAUUAUUAUUAUUAUUGUUACAAUAAACGAGGAGGAGAGAUAAGAGGAGCGGAGGUGAUGGCCAGACCUGCCCCCGCCCUCUGAACGCAGCGCCGCAGCCACGCACCAGCGGAGCCUACGUGCACCAGGACAGCAACCGAGGCUUCCCACCAGUGAGGUACGCCUUUUACGUCUCUUUCACGAGGAGAACUGGGGAGAUACAUUUACUAGGCUGUGCUUCUAAAAGGGUCCCCAUGCUGCUGCGACAAUGGGCUGCAUCAGCUCCAAAGCGCCUGUCGGUGAAUGUUGAUGACACCACUGAAAUGUUACCAAAAUCAAGAAGAGCUCUUACCAUUCAAGAGAUUGCUGCAUUAGCACGAUCCUCCUUGCAUGGUAUUUCACAGGUUGUGAAGGACCACGUGACGAAGCCUACAGCCAUGGCGCAGGGCAGAGUAGCCCACCUGAUAGAGUGGAAGGGAUGGUGCAAGCCCAUGGAGACCACAGCAGCCCUGCAGUCCGACUUCAACUCUUACUCUGACCUCAGCGAGGGAGAGCAAGAGGCUCGCUUUGCUGCAGGUGUGGCAGAGCAGUUUGCCAUCGCAGAGGCUAAACUGAGGGCCUGGUCCUCUGUGGACGGCGACGAGUCAAACGAUGACUCAUACGAUGAAGACUUUCUGCUUGCCAAUGAGCCCGCCACGCAGAGCACAGAUCUGCCGUCGUACCCGCCCUACCUGAAGGACCUGAUCCACAGCCAGCUGUGCCAGCAGCUGGGCCUGGGAGGGCCCUGCUCCGAGGGUGGGGGAGGCGUCGGGGAGGGAGGUGGGAGCAGAGACCCCUCCCCUCCGGCCGGCUCUCCAGACACCAUGUGCUCCAGCCUCUGCAGCCUGGACGAGCAGCACCCGCUGCUGCGUGACCUGGGUGCUCACCGCGGAACCCACUCCCACAGCAACGCCGCCGAGCUGGCCGCAAAGAUCCUGUCAGCGCUGCACGGAGGGGAGGAGCUGCUAGCUCGGCUCCAGAGGGUAGGGCAGAGCGGGCCGGCCGGGGGCGACUGCGGCUUCCACAGUCUGGGCAGGGGCGGGCGGGGCAGCAGGCCCUGCGGGGGUCAGGACUCUCCUUGCUACUCCAUGUCUUACUCUGAGACGUAUCUGUCUCCCGGUGAGGACGAUGACACGCCCUGCAAAGACUAUGAGAGCCCCGUGUGCCACGUGGAGGCGGAAGGCAACGGGGUGGAGUACCCGCCUCGCUAUGACCCACGCAGGAGGGUUUCUGACGUGGCCUCCUCCGGAGUCGUUUCCCUGGAUGAGGAGGAUGAAGAGGAGGAGCUGGAAGAGAGGGCAGAGGAGCCCAACGAGAAUUGAAUCCCUCCCUUCCAUCAACCAGGGGACUUUCUUUUUCUCUUUGCAAAUUCCAUUUUCCCCACGGCGUUCAAGAAGUUUGAACGUCUUCCUAUGAUCUUUAUUUCUCCACCUCUGACUGAUGUAUAAAUCAUCUGUGUUUGCCUUACUUGCAGCAUUUCACACAAUGUAACGGCUUUGUCCCCUUUUCAUGCCUCGACUCUCUUUGCUUUGAAGGCGUCCAAACAAUCUCUGUCAUCACUCUGAAAACAGUGAGCCCUGGACUCGGUGUGGCAGACAGUCCAGCAAAUCGUUGGUAUCAAGCGCACAGUUUUCGGCUCAGUCCCUGUCUGCUGAGCCAAGACUGAAUUAUCAUUGCAUGUGUUUUGCAAGUGCUGAAAUUAAUGGGCUGACCUGGUCUGGAGCACGAUUUGUAACCUCAGCUGUGCUGUAAUACUCGUGCCCAUCUCCCCAGCUUCUCCCAUGGGAGGGCAGGUUGACAUUGCAUCCUGCCACCCGCCCGUACCUUUGCACCUCCUUCCCUCUCCUUUGCAAGAGACUAAAUAGCAUCCUUUGGGGCAUGGCUUGCUGAGUAUGCCAAACUAUUUAACCCUGUCACUACCAAUUAUGAGUAAAUGCUGGAAUGUCUUCAAAGUGACAGGACAUAGUAUGUAUUUUAAGAUAACAAAAUCAAAAAAAGGGUUGGUCAUAAAAAAUGUGACAGAAAUGAUAUGCUUUUGUUGUACGAGUUUUUCUAUCACUCAAACAUGUUGUUGUUCAAGUUAUUCCAAACAUCAUUAUUAUGGACAUCUUUCUUGAUUGUGUAACUGCAACAACUGGAUAUUCCUAGGUGUUUCUGUGGAUUCCUGCAUGGAAGACACCAAAACUUUGGUUGUCUGAAAAAAUAAAAACACACAGCAGCAUCAGCAGUUACGACAAAUCAACAGAAAUCAGAAUGUUCCUGAACGGACACAGUUUGGACAGUGAAGAGAUAAGUUGCACCGGAGAUUUUCUAUAUUUUUGUAUGCGUUGUCUUGCUUUGAUCUCUUUGCCUAUGCGGCGUGCCAGUGUAUGUGGUUUUUUGCACGAAGCUAAUGUGGCUGUAGAUUUCUCCUUUUCUUCGUUAUCACUGUGUGAUAUAAUCUACUGGGAAAAAACGAACAAAACAAAUGUGAACAAAAAAAGUUUGGUUUUUAAUAUUUUACUUUAAAAGAGGAUACUGUGAUACAGUUUGUUAUUGACAUUUGUCCUGAUCCUCAUGAAGAGCUCUCGUUUUUUUCAUUUAUUCAAAAACUAGAGAAUGCUAUUCACUAUUUCCUCUUGUACUGACUAUUGAAAAGCCUGGCCUUUUAUUCAAUACGUUCCCUUCUUUUCUACAAUGCUUGCAAAAGGGCAUGUUUAUGUGACACAUGCAGUAUCUCCCAUCUCCAUGGUGACAUGAGAAACUCCGCUGAGGUGAUCCCAAAGGGAGUUGUCAUUCAUACAGCUCAGGUAAUCCCAUUGGACGAGAACAUCAGUGCAUCCCACCCAUGCUCACAACAUCACACUGAUGUCAUGCUCAUCCUUCAUGUCUGUGUGUGCAUGUGUGUGAGGGAUUGUGUGUGAGAAAGUCUGGUGAGCGCAGUUAUUUUCUAUAAAUAAUUAAAGCACAGGUUCAAUCCCCACCUCUAUGCUGUUUGUAUGGAAAUGCCUCAAUGAGAGACUUUGUGUAUUCACAUUUUCUGAAAUUGUGUGUGUGUGUGUGUGUGUGUGUGUGUGUGUGUGUGUGUGUGUGUGUGUGUGUGUGUGUGUGUGUGUGUGUGUGUGUGUGUGUGUGUGUGUGUGUGUGUGUGUGUGUGUGUGUGUGUUCAUGUGGUUGCAUUGUGAGGUGAUUUAUCCCAUUCCAAAACCCAUCUAAUGCAGCGAUUCCCUUUAAAACAAUGUCUGAGCUCUUGUUGGAGAACCUUUACUGAUUCUGGAGAUUGUUUUUUUUGUAAAGUAAUAUACAUCAAAUUAAGGGAUAGAUCUUUAAUUACUAAAAAAACACCAUCUAUUUUGCAGAUGUAUUAACGUGAAACUAAAAGGCAAGGAAUCCCAGUAAAGAGAGUAGAAGAAGUCAGUGAUAACUCAGGGGGAACUACUGAAGCUGUGCCUUUCAUACACCACAUUUGACCUCCACAGUUGCAUCAUCUUCAUUAUCACCAUCAUCAUUAUUGCACCUUCCAUGGUUAUUGAGGUUGAGUAAAAUUCAACAGUUUGUAGGUAUUCAUUUAAGGCAUCAAAAUCCCCUGUUGCAUCUCCCCGGUGGACGCUCCUGCUGUGGUUAGAGGUAAGAGUAGGGCCAUUUGCGUCAUUGUCCUUUUGUUUGACAUUAAAAGCCAGGUGAUGCUGGCUAGACGAGGUUAAACUUUUGUCCUGGUGUAGUGAUGCAAGCGCGCUGACGUACCCCGACCCUUUCCCCCUUCACUCGUCUUUGUAUUUAUGAGCUGACUUUGUCCCCCAUCGUGUAUGCAUUUUGUAUGCACCUCUCCAGGCAGUGUGUUUGUGUGUGUGCAUGUGAGAUAAAAAGACAAGUACCUUGAUUUCCAUUUUCUGUUUUUCGGCCUCUCACAUCCAGAUGAGUGCAUUUUAUUAUUACACUUCUGUGAGCCAUGACUUCAUCAUUCAUGGACAUAGACUCUGACUGCAUCCUAGAUUACACCCCAACUCAUUUUGUGGAGGUGACUCAGUUUCGGACUUCCUCGUAUUUUUAUCCUCAUGAGAACAUUUUGUCCUCUAAAGAAUAGAAAUAAAAGGCUUUCCACUGAUUCCCAGACAGCCUGAUGAAUGUGUCCCUUCGCCAUCGUUCCUUCAGUGUCCUGUCAUUUUGCAGACUCCUCCUCUCCUGUGACAUUGCGUCAUGUCUGCACCCCCCACACACACAC